Mycotypha africana is the source of this 3598-nucleotide messenger RNA. RefSeq lists its product as uncharacterized. The coding region runs from base 131 to 3166 and encodes 1011 amino acids. The transcript has 10 exons. Gene Ontology annotation, biological process: protein phosphorylation; phosphorelay signal transduction system. The record is from RefSeq and is a predicted model, not a curated record. Gene Ontology annotation, molecular function: ATP binding; phosphorelay sensor kinase activity. NCBI's taxonomy places the organism in Eukaryota, Fungi, Mucoromycota, Mucoromycetes, Mucorales, Mycotyphaceae.
CUACUUAUAUGUAUAUAUGUAUGCUAUUUGAUACUACCUUCUAUUUAGUAAUAACUUACCAGUACAAAUUAAGCAAAUUGGGUUUCGAAAACUGAAAGUUGACGAUUCCAUAAGACAGGAAGUUGCCUUAAUGAAAUGCGCAAGACAUGCUAAAUUAGUCGAAUUCAUUGGUUUAUGUAUUGAACCACAUGCUACCUAUGUUGUUGAAGAAUUCUGCGCCAAAGGUACUCUGGCUGAUAUCCUGGCUAAUCCUGAUAUUGAUUUAGCAUGGAUCUUUCGAUUUUCGCUCAUUAAUGAUCUUUUGGAGGGCUUAGAAUUUUUACAACGUUCGCGAUUUAUUUAUCAUGGAUGUCUAACGUCCACUUCCUGUCUCAUCACGGGCAAAUGGGAGUUGAAAAUAACCGAUUAUGGUUUGAAAAGGGUUCACAGAACUCAAAUUGAUCCAACUGUUAUAACUGCUCUUCGAAAGAACUCUCAUGUGGAAUGCAAAGACUUCUUCAAAGAUGAGGUACGCAUAUUGACAAACGCUGAACAACUUCUAUGGGCAGCCCCUGAAACAGUAGCCUUUACCUCGAUUGGAUUGUAUGUGGUGACACCAUCAAAACGUGCUGAUAUCUACAGUGUGGGCAUCAUCAUGAAUGAAAUCUUGACUAGAGAAAAACCAUAUCAGAAGUUGAUUCGCCAAGGCAUGUCGUAUGAGAAUAUCUUUACUCAUGUUCGUGAUGGAGACCUGAGAGUAACGAUGUAUGCUGACGGAGAAGAUGAGUAUGCUGAUAAGAUCAAUACGCUGAUAAGUGAUUGUUUGCACCCGGAUCCCAAUUGCCGACCUACAUGUGCCAAUAUGAGAAAUCAAAUGAAGUCUAUUGAUCCGUACUUGGCAGAAUCAGACAAUGUUGUCGAAAAUUUGGCUACCCUGCUUGAGAAAUAUGCAAAUGACAUGGAAAAUUUGGUUCGGAAGCGUACGGCAAAUCUUCAGCAACGAACACUAGAACUCGAAGAAGAAAGAGGUCGAACCCAAACUUUACUAAAAGACCUCAAGGCCGCUAAGGAAGUCGCGGAAGCUGCAGCUGCAGCGAAACAGAACUUUUUGGCCAACAUGUCACAUGAAAUUCGUACACCUAUGAAUGCUGUCAUUGGUAUGUCUCGUAUAUUGAUGGAAAGCGAUUUGCCUCCUGAGUUGUACGAGUGUGCUGAAACAAUCGAAUCGUCAGGCAAUCAUUUAAUGGCUAUCAUUGAUGAUAUUCUGGACUAUUCAAAGAUUGAAUCAGGAAAGCUCUCUCUAGAAAGGCGUUUACUGAAUCUGACUUUUGUAAUCGAAAGUGCUGUUAAACUUGUUGCACCGAAUUAUCUAGACAAAGAUUUGACCUUGUGGUAUGAAAUUGAUCCAAACAUACCUAUUCGCAUCUUUGGCGAUCUGGUUCGUCUACGUCAAGUCAUAUUGAAUCUCUUAUCAAAUGCAUUUAAAUUCACCAAAACGGGUUACGUUUGCGUACAUGUACAACUUUACCGUGAGCAUCCAUUACUUUGUGAAAUAAGCGAUCUUUCCGAAGUGACCAAUUACGAAAAUGAAGACGCAGCACCAGGAACACCAGACUCAAUGCCUUUACUUCGACCAGAGGAUGAGAAUCGUGAAGAUGAUGCUGUACCAUUGUUGGUAUCUGUAAAAGAUACCGGUAUUGGUAUUCCUAGAGACAAAUCGAGUAAGCUUUUCCAAUCCUUCUCACAAGUGGAUGCCUCGACAACUCGUAACUUUGGAGGAACUGGCCUCGGUUUAGCUAUUAGUCGUCAACUCUGUCGAAUGAUGGGAGGUGAAAUGUGGGUUAAAUCAGAGUAUGGAAAGGGUUCCACUUUUUACUUUAAAGCAAUGCUUCAAAAACAGAAAGAUAGUCCUACUUAUAGUGAUUACAACCAUUUGGAAGAGUUAGCGAGAAAUUGCCGCAAUCCUAUUGUUAUUACAGAAAAAGACAGCUCGAAAAAAGCUUGGUACAGCGUUUUGUCGAGCUUUUGCAUUACUGGAACAAGAGUGAUGGACUACAAACAAGCAUGUAUUUACUUCAAUAGCCUAUCACGGCAUCUCAACAUCAUUCAGCAUUCGUUACUAAUUAUCGAUGUGGAUAUUAAUGUUAUUGAAAAUUUUGGUGCUCAACCUACUUCUGGCGAAGUUGUUUUGAAGGACUUACGUUUGAAGUAUCCAUUCUUGUACAAACUUCCUACCUUAUGUAUAAAUGACUUCCGUUUGAAACGAACCACUAAGCUGGAAAUACCGCCUUCUACCAUCGGUCAACAAGUAGAUGCAUCCUCUCGCUCAAGUGAUACUACCUCAACGCCGCAGGAGGAGGCUUCGAAUCCAUUUGACGAAGUGGAUGACAACUCGUACACCGUCUAUAAGCCGUUCAAAAACUCAAAGCUUUUGUCAGCCUUACAUCGCUUAACCAGUAAUCGCUCAGAUGCAUCUGCUUCAUUGGAUGCUAAUGCUGAUUCUAAGUUACUAAAAGCCACACGACCGUCACUUACAGUGAUAGAUGCUUCAUCGCCAGCGGAACAACGCGCGAACAGCUUCUCUAGUACAUCAUCAGGUCGACCACUUGCUGACUUCUUAGCAGGUGUUCGCUCACUAUUAGUCGAUGACAAUCCCAUCAAUCAAAAAGUAUUAUCGCGUAUGUUGACUCGAAUGGGAUUGCAGCCACGAAUUGCACAGAACGGAAGGGAAGCAUGUGAUAUUGUCCUCAGUGCCAAAGAAGCAGGUGAGCCUGUCGAACUCAUCUUUAUGGAUGUUUGGAUGCCUGAAAUGAACGGGCUGGAAGCUGCCACAAAGAUCCGUGAAGAAUUAUCUGUGUCGAAUGUCAACCCUUAUAUUAUUGCAAUGACUGCUUGCGUCAUGCCCGGGGACCGCGAAAAGUGCUUAGAUGCAGGAAUGAAUGGCUAUGUCAGUAAGCCCGUUAGAAAAGAAGAACUUGAAGCCGCGCUUCACACAUAUACCCAAACCAUUAUAACCAGUGACCCAUCGCACCUUUGUUCAGAUAUUGAUGGUGAUAAAAACAGCAGGACAGAACAGCCAUUUGCUACAACUGAUGGAUCAAUUCCCAGUACAGUGAUUGGCUCAGAUAAGUCUUCAUCUGAUGUUGCUGUCAAUGUACCAACCGUGACGAUCACUUCGGAAGACUAACUCCUGUGUAUCAAUUAGUCUUAUUUAUGUUUACGUAUAUAGUUAAUGACGUUUGAACCUCUAAAUUGAGAUUAUGUGUAUAGUUAUUGUAUAGUAAAACCAUGCUCAUUCAUUUAUUUUUUGUAUCUAAAGUCAAAAAUGCAGUAUGAAAGAAACCACAUUCACGGAGAGAAGCCUUCAUUGCAAACUGUUUCCGAAGUAAAACUAGAGGAGCACUACCCGUUAUUAUCUUUAAUUUGAUAAAGAAAAUUUAUACAGAAAGCACUCACAUACGUGCUUUCAUGCCCACAGGACGUUCAUAUACACACUUCCACCAAUAACGAUACAAUAAAGGCAAAACAAAAAUUUACAGCUACUUUCUAUAUACAUUACCGAUCUUUUUUGAACUGCAAAAUAAAAUUAUAUUAAAGCAAUUAUGAUAUCAAAGUACUA